Molecule: messenger RNA, 681 nt
Organism: Zea mays
Lineage: Eukaryota; Viridiplantae; Streptophyta; Magnoliopsida; Poales; Poaceae
Product: protein SENESCENCE-ASSOCIATED GENE 21, mitochondrial
Exons: 2
Coding region: 164-433 (89 amino acids)
Source: RefSeq, a predicted model, not a curated record
CCUAGCGCCGUAUGCGCGCCCACCCCGGAAUCCCGGCGCCUCCUAUAUAUAAACACAGAGACGUCCGGCCCGGCACCGCACCGGAGGCACAGCACAGCAGAGCACGCCGUCGCCACUCCCUCGACCCUCCUUCGCUCCCGUGUGAUUUCGAGAGAGCGCAGCGAUGCAGCGCGCUUCCGUCACCAGUACCACGCUUCUCUCGCUCAGCCGGCGGAGGAGGGGCUACGCGGCCGCAGCGGAGUUGCGCGCGGCGGCGGCGGCAAUGGCGGCGAGAGCCCCGGGCGCGGGCGGUGCCGCUGACGGCGCGGCAUCGUCCAAGGAGGUCUUCUGGAUGAGGGACCCCCAGACGGGGUGCUGGGCCCCCGAGGACCGCUUUGCCGACGCUGACGCCGCCGACCUCCGCGCGCGCCUGCUCGCCACCAGGAAGGACUAGGGCCUUGGCGUCGCGUCUGAUCAAUUGAUGAACACCUGCACCUUAAUUGGACGGCUGUGACGUGCUGACGUCCAACUGAGAAUUCAAACUAACUAGCAUCCUACAUUUGUUAGAAUUUGACGUCGCGAGCCUCAAAACUAGGGCGGUUCAAAUCAGUGAAACGCCAAGCAAGAACUCUGCUUUUGUUUAGUUGAGGAGGUUCCAAUUUCUCUGCCGUUGUGAAAAUAUAUUUGUGGUCGCCUUCGUCA